CGUCGAAUCGUGUCGCAGAAUCUCAACAACAAUGAUGUCUACGGUCAUCGUGACGGUUCUUCUCGUGUUCUUGAAUCAGGCCGCAGCUAUUCCUGGUGAUCAGGGUGAAGAGGAACUGACAACAUUGACCAAAAAUGACAAAUACUGCAAAGAGGAUGUGUGCAAGGAGCUGAGACAUCUGAGAGACUCCAUGGCCGAGCUGAAGGUUCACAUGCAGCAGAAUAAAGACCAGAUUGAACAAAUCAGGGCUGAGAACGAAGCUUUAAAGCAGAAACUGGCUUCGACUGAGUACGAUGUGGGAAAUAUAAAACACGAACACGCAAACAGAGCAAAGGUGGCGUUUUCAGCAGGAUCUGGAUAUGAAGGUGACUUUGGACCCUUUAACACAGAUGUCAACAUGGUCUUCAGGAACGUAUUAACAAAUUUGGGAAACGCCUACAGCCCAAACACUGGUGUUUUCAGAGCUCCAGUGAAAGGCAUCUACCACUUCACCUUCACCGUCUUUGGCCUUCGCAACAAAAACUUCAUCGGUGCAAAAUUUUUUAAGAAUGCUAAUUUGUAUUUCCAAGCACAUGAUGUUCCUCAAGGACAUCACGAGUCUGUGACAAGAUCUAUCAACCUGUUACUCGAGCAGGGCGACGAGGUUUAUUUGAAGCUCCAGGCGAACUAUCAGCUUUACGAUGAUGGAAACCUCUAUAACAGUUUUGAUGGCUUUUUGUUGUAUCCUCUGUAAAGCAGUGAUCUGACAGAUAUACAUGAUUUACAUUGGAAAAAUAAUAUUACUCAUUUUUUUAAAAUUCAGUAUUUAAUUGAUGCUCAAAAUACUAAAAAAAAAAAGACAAUGAAUACUGAAUUUCUGCUGCACUGUACUAUGUUUCUAAACAUUAAAUAUGUUCAGUAACAUGA
Messenger RNA from Tachysurus fulvidraco (yellow catfish), 906 nucleotides. It is a transcript of the gene cbln17, whose product is annotated as cerebellin 17. The transcript has 4 exons. Lineage: Eukaryota; Metazoa; Chordata; Actinopteri; Siluriformes; Bagridae. Bases 32 to 733 code for a protein of 233 amino acids. The record is from RefSeq and is a predicted model, not a curated record. Gene Ontology annotation, molecular function: protein binding.